Molecule: messenger RNA, 1710 nt
Organism: Fusarium subglutinans
Lineage: Eukaryota; Fungi; Ascomycota; Sordariomycetes; Hypocreales; Nectriaceae
Product: transcription factor
Exons: 5
Coding region: 1-1710 (569 amino acids)
Biological process (GO): positive regulation of transcription by RNA polymerase II
Cellular component (GO): nucleus
Molecular function (GO): DNA-binding transcription factor activity; transcription cis-regulatory region binding
Source: RefSeq, a predicted model, not a curated record
AUGCGGUCUUUUUCAGGCUGUUAUUCCAAGAGAUCGGUAUUUCGGCCUUUCCAGAGUUAUGCUAGAAAGAGGAGUCGAAGCGAGGUCGUUGAAGAUUUUGAUGCGAUUGAUACCGGUGACGCUUUUGAGGCGGGUCAUGUCUGGGUUGAUGUUCCGGACGAACUUCACUUCGUCCAUGUUGAAGAUCCUUACGCGGAGCAGGACAGCAUAAGGAUUGACUAUCCUAAUGACACAAGGGAGACAUCUUAUACUGCGGAAGUGGAGCAGAUUUCUGAGUCUCCUGGGCCAGAAUUAGACCUUUGGGCUGAUGGUUCUCUUAUCGUUGAAGGGGAAGCAUAUGCUCCAGAUGACGAGCCAGGAACACCUCCAACUCCCGGCGAACAUCCAGAUCAUUCAAGACUGGCAACGCUUCAUCUACUCAAGCAUUACAAAGAAGGACCAGGUGUCUGGUUCGACAUCUUUGACACUGGUUGCUAUUUCUCAGGCAAAGUCCCUGUCAAAGCAGCAACGAGUCCCCUUCUCAAGUCAUCCAUGUGUGCCAUCGCAGCCAAGCACUUGUAUCGCGUAAACAAGAGUCAUCUGAAUCCAAUCUCCGAUGACUCUAGAUGGCAAGGUUAUGACUGGCGCUAUGAAUCUGCAAAGCACUACGAUGAAGCUAUUCACCAUCUAAAGAGUGCGGUUGACCUUUGUACGUACGAGAAAAACUUGAGUGAUAAAGAGGAUAUGCUUGCUGCGGUUGCUAUUCUCUGUAUCUACGAACUGAUGGAUGCACCUGGGACAGCUUGGAGAGCUCAUCUCAGCGCUUUGCCUCUGUUCAAUCCAACGGAGGAUAGUUCACAUCCUGCUUCACCAGUCGUGAUACCGCGCACGGCUAUUCAGGGUCCUAUUCUUUGGAGCUUAGCACGUCAGGAUCUUCUCUGCGCUUUCAUCAGCGAAACGCAAACUCGUCUUGAUCUCAAAGACGUACGUCUUUGGCAGAACGCAGGUCUCGCCACCACGGAAGAUGGAACCCUCAUGCCCUUCAGUCCUCCAUGUUCAGCGGAUAUUCGUACCGCAGCUGAUAUCGAAGAAGACACCAAGAGUAAUGAGCUGACAUGGCUCAUUGGCAAGCUCUCAAAUCAUCUCACCUCAGGCGACGCAAUAAAUCCCUCGGAUUACGCACUCCCUCUUGGUCAACGUCCAACCAUUGGCGUCACACAAGAACGUCUCCUCGAACGCUGGAAGAUGCUGCUCAAAGAAUUCAAGAAAUGGCACGACAGUCUCCCACCAACAUUCAGGCCAUAUGCCCGAACACCGUACCCUUCAUCAGGCUCAUGUUUUAGCAGCUUCACCCAAAUAUGGUACGAACUCCCCAUCUGCGCUGCAACAAUGCAAAACUAUCACAUGGCCAUGAUUCUCCUCCUCGUGAACCAACCACAAGAAUCAACAUUCAUUCGCUCCACUGUCUCGGCGCGAUUAAAGUCUUAUCGACAGAUCCAGCGAGAGGUACAUCACUACGCAAGAGAGAUUUGUGGUGUUAGUCUAGCAGAGCCCUCGGAUCCCGUGAGAGCGAAUUCAGUGCAGGCGUUGUUUGUUGCGGGACAGGUGUUUUAUGAGAAAGGCGAGCAGGAGGCGGUUCUAAAGCUUUUGGAUGAUAUUGAGAGGGAUUUGGGAUGGACCACCAGUUUUCACCGGGCAAAGCUUGUAGAUGAAUGGCCUACAGAUAGCUAA